GCUCCGUCAACCGGCUCGGUUCCUUCAGACUCACUUUUGUCACAUGGCCCUUCCAUCCCGAAGACGGUCUUCUCUCGCUCCUCAGACCGGACGACUGUUUUGGAGAGUGUAGAUUUCCGCUGUUGCCUCAAGGCCAGUUUUUACAUAGACAUCUUCAUCUUGGAUGCUAUCCAUGGCCGCAUACCAGGUUACACAACGGGGAACUCGGAUGGCGACGACCCUUCCACUUCGCCUUUACUUGUCCCCACGUGGGAGAAACGUGGAUAUCACGAUGUCACAUUCGAGAAGCCCUUUCUUUCCGAGUCUGGUGCAAUGGCGACGCAUAAGCUCCUCUGUGCCUUUCGUUCGUGUUACCCCGCAGUCCUCGAACCUCCCGGAAUACAAGAAGCCAGCCAGGCCUUGGACCAACUAGCAAUUUCCGAACGACUCAUUACCAUCCGACGGGUCUUCUUCAGAGAUCUCUUCAACGCUCUUUUGGGCCAAGAAUCACAACGUUUCCAGUGGGAUCCGGAUCCCGUGGCUUCCUUCUUUUGGCAGCAGCAGAAGACGGCCAAUCUCGAUUCGCUGGCUUUCGACAUCUCCAUUGGUUGCCUACGCUCUUGCCUGUCAUCACAUCUUAUUGCAGCAACUGCCUAUCGUCGUUUAGACGAUCUCGUUCGGCGGAAUAUGUCGCCAGCGCCGUCAUUAGGCUACGUGCAUACGGCCCUUAUGUAUGCUCUCUCGCAGUGGUUACGUGCCUACGCCGUUGCCAUAGAAAUUAUGCGCGGAGUAUUAUCGUCGUCCACGAUUGCUGACUUGCACUCGCUGAGUCAACGCCUCAGUCCCUUAGUCAGCAGCCUCUUGUGA
Messenger RNA from Dibothriocephalus latus, 846 nucleotides. The record is from the annotation of a GenBank genome assembly. NCBI's taxonomy places the organism in Eukaryota, Metazoa, Platyhelminthes, Cestoda, Diphyllobothriidea, Diphyllobothriidae.